Musca vetustissima is the source of this 655-nucleotide messenger RNA. Its product is annotated as allatostatins MIP-like. Lineage: Eukaryota; Metazoa; Arthropoda; Insecta; Diptera; Muscidae. The record is from RefSeq and is a predicted model, not a curated record. The transcript is spliced from 2 exons. The annotation marks the transcript as partial.
AUUUAAGAAAGCCAAUAUCAGCAAUAUGUUUAGAUACACAAAAAGCACAUCCGUGUCAAGUAUGACUGCACAACCCUUACAGCUGUUUAUUGGCUUGGUAAUAAUUAGCACCGCCUUGGCCAAUGCCGUAACACCCGAAAUACCCACAGUUAGUGACAAUGAAAAUGAAUUGGGCGACCUAAUGCCAAUGGAUGGUGGUUUCGAUGAAAAGCGAAGCAAUUGGCGAUCUCUACAAGGCACCUGGGGAAAACGAGCCUCAGCCACAGAUAAUGACUUGAAUGAUAACGACAAUGAACAUAUACUACCCGUACUUAUUGCUGGCGUAGAACCAAGAUCCAAACUACAAUUGGCAUAUCUGACCAAUGCAGCUACCUUGGAACAUUUGGCAAAUGCCCCCGAAAUAAUUGGCAAUUCCGGUGAAGCCUACGACAUGGAUGAGAAUAUCUUAAAUGAGAAACGUGCCUGGAAGAGUAUGAAUGUGGCCUGGGGUAAGAGACGUAAUGGCCCCACAUGGAACAAAUUCAGAGGUGCUUGGGGCAAACGUGAACCCAACUGGAACAACUUGAAGGGUAUGUGGGGCAAACGUGCCAACUGGCAAAAACUCCAUGGCGGUUGGGGCAAGCGUUCCUCACAGCAAUACUCUGAUGUGAAUUAA